This is a messenger RNA of Cyclopterus lumpus (lumpfish), 3776 nucleotides long. It is a transcript of the gene add3b, whose product is annotated as adducin 3 (gamma) b. The record is from RefSeq and is a predicted model, not a curated record. Gene Ontology annotation, molecular function: actin filament binding. The transcript has 15 exons. Gene Ontology annotation, cellular component: plasma membrane; postsynaptic density; cytoskeleton. The coding region runs from base 239 to 2308 and encodes 689 amino acids. Lineage: Eukaryota; Metazoa; Chordata; Actinopteri; Perciformes; Cyclopteridae. Gene Ontology annotation, biological process: barbed-end actin filament capping.
ACUCUUCUUCAUCUCGCCACUCACCCGCAGCAGGCAGCCUGUGCUCCGUCUGGAGACUGUAGCGGCGCCAAGUUGCGCUCUUUCGCACACAAUGUAUCCGAGCCGGGAGUAAAACCCCCGGAGCCUCUCUCGUGCGGAAGGAAAGUCGACACCCCGCCGUCCGGAACCGGUGAACCCACGAAUUGAGCACUUUGUUUUCAGAUCCCAGAGGAAGAGUAGGAGGCUGCGCAGCGAAGACAUGAGCCUGGUGGAGGUGAGGCAUGUGGAGGGGUCCCUCACCCUGUCCCUGUCCAACAACGACCCCAAGGAGCGCUAUUUCGACCAUGUGGACGGCAGUGACCCAGAGUACCUCCGCAGCAAGAACAUGUCGCCGGACCUGAGGCAGGACUUCAACAUGAUGGGGCAGAAGAAGAGGGUCACCCAGAUCUUGCAGAGUCCAGUGUUUAAAGAUGAGUUGGAAGGUCUGAUUCAGGAUCAGAUGACGAAGGGCAACAACCCUACAGGUCUUCUGGCUCUGAGACAGAUUGCUGACCUGGUCAUGGCCAGCACCCUGGGAGGGGCUGGACCUCUGACUUCGCCCAUCAGCAUUGGGAUGGUGACUCCAGUCAAUGACUUGUUUGGCAUGGAGUCUCCCUCCUUUGCCAAAGGGGAGAAACAGAGUCGCUGCAGGCUGGCCAGCCUCUACAGGCUUGUUGACCUCUUCACUUGGGCUCGUUUUACAACCUCCUACAAUACUGUGCGUGUGAGUAAAGAGCAGGACCAUGUUCUUAUCAGUCCACGAGGUCUGUCUUUCGCUGAGGUGACGGCAGCAAAUUUGGUGAAAGUCAACAUAAUUGGUGAGGUGGUGGACCAGGGUUCUACUGAUCUGGGCAUCGACCACUUUGGGUUUGCUCCUCAUGCUGCCAUUUACUCAAUGCGCCCUGACGUGAGAUGUAUCAUCCAUAUACAUACCCCCGCUACAGCUGCUGUGUCCUCAAUGAAAUGUGGAAUCCUGCCCAUUUCCCAGGAGGCUUUGCUUCUGGGAGAUGUGAGCUGCUUUGGUUACCAUGGCAGCCUGGAUAAUAAAGAGGAGAAGGUGGAGUUUCAGAAAGCUCUGGGCCCAACUGCCAAGGUGAUGAUCCUCAGGAACCACGGGCUGCUCGCUUUGGGAGAAACCGUAGAAGAGGCUUUUCACUACGUGUACCACUCGCAGCAAGCGUGUGAAAUCCAGGUGAAUGCUUUGGGGUGUUCAGGCAGUGUGGACAACCUCGUGCUCCUGGACAGAGAGAAGUUUAAACCCCUGACCCAGCGAGUGGCCGCUGCCGGGUUGGUGAUGGACAACGAGGUCAAGUGGAAAGUGGGCGAGGCCGAGCUCGAGUCCCUCAUGAGGAUGCUGGACAACCUGGGAUACAGAACAGGCUACUCCUAUAGGAACCCCAUUGUCCGUGAAAAACCCCGCUCUAAGAACGACGUGGAGAUCCCUGCCACGGUGUCAGCUGUGUCGCCGGAGGACAGUGAGCUGGGUCUGCGAAGCCCCUUCAAGUUCAUGGCGCAGAAACAGCAACGAGAAAGGACUCGGUGGCUCAACUCGCCCAACAGCUACUUGAGGGUCAAUGUUCCUGAACAUUCACCGAGCGGGGAUGUCAGCCCCAGGACCAAGACCAUGUGGAUGAAGUCGUCAGAGCCCGGCAAUAACAUCGGCACAUCAAUAAAGAUCGAGGACCCCAACCAGUUUGUCCCACUCAACACUGAUCCCACAGAGGUUUUGGAUAAGAGGAACAGGAUAAAAGAACAGCACAGAGGUGACCUGAUGACCUCCGGACCAAAAUCUCAGUUACUAUCAGGCAUUGUUGUGGACACCAUAAAAGGCCCAGCUUUCAUCGUCGAGGACGUGGAGCAGACUCGCUCUCUUCCGCCCAACCCUUUCAAUGAGCUCACGGAGAGAGUGCUGGAGGAAUACAAGAGCCUGGUAGAAAGAAAGCAGCAAGGCCAAGAAGAAGACGAUGAUGCCACUGACGCGGAGGAGAUGACAACAUUUGAUGGCUCGACUAUCUCCCUCUCGCUCUCUCCCAUGAUGACGCCAGCUAAACAAGACCCAAUACCCAAUGGGAAAGACCACUUGGAAGAGACGGACGAGGAUCUGAGCAUCGAGGUAUCCAAGCUGAGCUUGAGCACUUCAGAAACAGUCGAAAUCUCCAUCACAUCAAAUGAGAAGACGGAGGAGGCUCAGACCAAGUCCCCCAAGAAAAAGAAAAACAAGUUCCGCACACCUUCAUUCUUGAAAAAAAGCAAGAAACGGAAGGACGAGAAAGAAAAAGCAGAGGCCUGAGGUCAUUUACUCUAAAAACAAUUAGUGUUUGGCUCGGGAAACAUCUGGAUUGCCUUCUUAGUUUCAAUCUUGUGAAAUGUAAAAAAAGACGAUUGUUUAGUCAGAAGGUCUCCCAGGACCGGGUUGUCUUUAAAGCCUUCCGUCAUUCACAGCUAUUUAAUGUGAAAGUUUUUCCAAGAGGUGCCAGCAAAUGGUAAUAUGAAAGUUUUUUCCCCAUGAGAACCUGUAAUUAACCACUCCCAAAGGGCUCAGUAAAGACUAAUCAAAUGUGAACUGAAACUGCUAAUCUGUGGUUAUUACCCAUAUUUUAAUGGGAUUUAAAAUCAGCGGUUAUGAAAACAUCAGAUUGACAGUUAGGUUCUUGUGAUUUUUUUUCUCCCCUUUUGCACAAGUUCAUUGUUGAAUGUAUACUGAAAGCUAAGAAAAUUGUUUUUAUAAUUCUUACAUUUUACAAUCACACUAGUUGUGUGUAACAGUGACUGAACAUACUAAGAUUAUACAACGUUCAGCCUUAUAAGAAGUACGAACAUAUUCAUAGUACUAAUACUAAUACUGCCUUGUAAUAAUAUAUGUUGGUUUAUAUUUUAGGUAUUACAAUAUAGUGUUUGAUAGUUAAAUACAUGAUUUGAUAGUCUACAUAUUUACUUACUAAAACUCUUAUACUAAACAUGCUGUGAUGGAUAAUUAUUAUUAUUUUUUUAAAAUACAUUUUUGUCAGUGGUAUUGUUCCCAUGCUUGCUGCUUUAUUGUUAUUGUGACAAGGAAUUGACUGUGACUAACAGAAAGAGCCCUGCAAAGUGAUGAUUAUUGCAUAUUGAGGUUUAUGAAUGGCAAAGUUUGACAGAAACUCACUGCUUGUUUGGACAAUGAAAGUGAAUUGCCGGAAUCACAGACAGUUGAAAGCGAUCGAUGUUACGACUCAUUUUGUCAGUUGAUGGCAAUAUGCUGUGGAAAGCCACCGUUAGAGUUUGAUAUAAAGUAUAUUAGAGGACCAUCUAUAUAUAUUAACAUCCCAGUCAAUAAUGUGAAUGAUUGGUUUUGACCCAGAUGGAGGGAACUCUUUGCCUUUGUAAAUAAUUUGUUUUUGUGAAGUUCUUUUGUUACGCUGAACCAAAUGUUAAACAAUGAAACAUAGAAAUGUGACAGUACAAUCUAAUAACUGUAUUUUAACACCUAUAUUAUCCUUUUAAUUCCACUAGAUUAAGCUCCAUUUAGUGAACAUGCACAGCGCAUAGUGUCCACAGGUUGUAUCGCCCUGCAUUGUUUACAUUGCUAUUUGUGCUCAAAAUCAGUCUUUUGAAAAUUGCCUUCCGCCUGAUGUAAUAAAAGCUUGAAUAUGUUUCUUUAACUGUUUUAUUGCUCCCUUGCUUAUUGACUAUGAUGUAUGUGGCGUUACCAUUCCUUAUUUUAUACUCAAAUACAGUUGUGUAGAGUUUUCUUUUUUUAUGUUGUUGGGUACUUUUCAGUC